AUAAUAGAACUAUCGCCUCCCGCCAAAACACGGACUUGGUAGUAGCGUUCGUCGACAAAUUUCGCGCCGAUUUUCUAUCCGGAAUUUUUUCUGUUCAAUUUCUAAUUGUGUGUGACUGAAAUAAUGGCUCUACAGUAUCCCAAAACGUUCCAAAUACAAGAAAAAUUUGAAAAAUUAUCCUUCCGUUAUGGGAAUCAAAUAUCAGAAGACAGUGCCAUCUCUUCUUGUUCAACGCCAUCUACUCCUACAAGUCCGAUCGAUUUUGAUAUUAAAAUUGCAACACUGGACGAUGAACAACAAGUUUUGGAAUUCCUUCAAAAAUUUUUUUACAAAGACGAACCGCUUAAUGCGUUUAUGGAAUUGAUCACAGACGAACAUCCCAGAUGUUUAGAUUUGGAGAAAUUCACUUUAAAAGAUUUGGAUAAUGGCGUGAAUUUGUUGGCAAUACAAAAUGGAAAGAUCAUCGGAGUGUGUUUAAAUGGUAUCAUUGAAAGAGAUUCGAAUGAAGAUGAAUUCGUCAGUAAAGAUGAAAAAUUUUCGAAAAUUGUAAAAUUAUUAGAUUAUGUAGCAGUAGAAUCAGAUCCGUUUCAAAUUUAUCCUGGAAUAGAUAGAGCAAUGGUGGUGAAAAUUUUAUCUGUCGAUAAUUCGUACAGAGGAAAGGGUAUCGCGAAAUACCUUAUAGCAAAAACAAGAGAAAUUGCAAGAUACGAGGGGUGCGGAUUCAUAUCGGUGGAUUGUACAAGUCACUAUACAGCUUGUGCUGCUAAAAAACUUGGAUUUGAUCUACACUACACUCUUAAUUACGAAGAUUACAAAAUUGAUGGAAAAGUAGUUUUCAAACCUGAACCACCGCAUAAAUCUGUAACUGUGUACACCCAACGUAUAUAUUAGAUAAUUGCUCACGCAUAUUCACACGAUUUGUAUAUAAAAUUAACUGAUAACAGUCAUUUCAACCUAAUUAAUUCCCAAGAAAUUUACUCUAGGUACUACAUUUUUUCAAAAAGUAUUUAAUUCGACGAUUAACUUGAAUAAAUACGAGGGCUGUAAUGAAAGUAACAGACGCUCCCCCAAAAGUAUCUAAAGAGUUCAAAAUAUCCCUAAUUAUUUUUAUUCUAUUUUUCUAAUAAAUGUUUUAUUUGUUGUAAGUUAAGAGCUCUCGUGCUAACUUUUCUCAUCCUCUUCACCAACCUUGGACCAUCGGCUGGCGAAUUUUUUGCUUUGUACCGUGUAAAAAUUAAUUAUGUAAUUAAAAUUCCCUUAAGUGCAAAUUGUGAUAAAGGGAAAAUUAUGAAUCAAUUGAUAUAUUCUAAAGAUUGUUUCCUCGCGAUAACGCUUUUCAAAAAAACUAAGGAUAUAUUUCUAAUGCAAUGGACAACCGGAACGUGACGUCACGGCAUGGCCUCCACAUUUAAUUGCGGGCCUUGUAACCAGGAUCAGGCUCGCUCCUUCCCCCUCCCUUUAUGUUUGCGUGCUACUGGUAUGCUACGUUUCAAAAAUUAAAUGGAAGGAGGGUAAGGUAGAGGGAGUGUGUCCUUCCCGAGAAUGCGUUGCAUGCAAACAGUAACUAGCACGUGGUACCUAAUUAACUAGUAACUAAUCUAGAAUUUACGUUUGACAUUGUCAUAAUUAUAUAUUAGACUUUUAAUCAAAGAUUCACGGUAAAAUAUUCUGCAAUAAGGUUCCCAGCUUAGGGGUUUUCCCCCCAAAUUUAGGUAUAGAAAUGUCGGAAGGGAUGCUUUUAGGGGUAUUUUUAUAACUUAGAUGCGUUACAUAAUAUCGAUUGAAAUGUAACAAAAUGAUGUUGAAUGAAAUUAAUUAUUGUUUGUUUGAAAUUUAUUAUUUGUUCAAUGUUUUAUAAUUUUUAUUUCGAUAUACAUUUCAUGAGUAAUAAAAUUAUUUAGGGGUAAUCACUAGUAAUUAUGGAGAUUUUUAGGGGUUUUUAAUUGGGGCUUUAGGGAGAUAAAUUUUUCAGAGUUGGGAGCACUGGAAGAAAACUCAGCACAAUCAGCUUUGCAUACGAGAAACAAUGUUAGCAUUUCAAAUGCAAUUAAAGGCUAACAAGUUGCAAGCUCCAAAAUUUUGAAUUUCGUACCGUGCAUGACACAUGCGCACUAGGUCGAAUUGUCAUAUUUCAAAUAAUCCGACAUAAUGUUUCCUGAAAAUAAAUUCAUCGAUUAUUUUUGCAUUUAUAUUAAAUCAAAAGACGGCUCGAUUAAACUUAACCUUAAAAAACUGAUUAAAGGCGCAUGUGCAAGCACUGUUCGCAAAGAGCCAAUUUAACAUCGAUGUGAAUGAGCCAUUGGUUUCACAGGGAAAAUUUCAAGAAAACUUAAUCUCCAAAGUAUCUAUUUUUAAACGUCUGUUACUUUCGUAUAUAUGAAAAAAAGUGAAUAUACAUAAUUAGAGAAAAAAGUUGAAAUCAAACAAUUACCCAAAUAUCCAAACCAGUUAUUGAAUUUCAAAUUACUAGAUUUGUAAAAAACUUGUGAAAUUUACUUAUAACCGUUAUUGUUUUUAAAUGUCUAUCAUUCCCUGUAAACGGUUGUGUUUAGGAAUUAGAUUAUGUUAUGUAACUUAAUUAAUUGAAUGUGAUAACUGUUGU
Molecule: messenger RNA, 2602 nt
Organism: Diorhabda carinulata
Lineage: Eukaryota; Metazoa; Arthropoda; Insecta; Coleoptera; Chrysomelidae
Product: arylalkylamine N-acetyltransferase 1-like
Exons: 4
Coding region: 124-891 (255 amino acids)
Molecular function (GO): N-acetyltransferase activity
Source: RefSeq, a predicted model, not a curated record